UAACAUUUAACUGAAAUUGAAACUUACUGGGGUCUUUUAAGUUAAAUAGACUGUGACGAGCCUAAACUGCUAGAAGACAACAUUUGCUAAAAACAUCACUUUAAAAACAUUCUCUUUCAUUUGACCACUGAACAAAGAUCUACAAUAGAGUCCAUACUCACUGGACUGGACCAUAAGAAUUGCUUUUUGACCUUUGAUGUCCUCUGCUAUGAGUGAGACGAGAAAUUUCACUGUACCUUCUCUUGAUCUGGAGUCACUCCUGUCAUUAAAGGUGAAAAUCCGUCAGGAAGGAUUGCUGGACUCACUACUGAAAACCAAUCUUGACUUCUCUAUGCAAGCCCUGGAGGCCUUUCCUGCAUCCAAGCGGCAUAAUGUCUCUCUAACACUGGAAGGAGAGUGCCACCUGGUGUGUAUCACUGCCGGAACACCUGUCCUGUUCUGCAUGGCACAUCUGGGCACAAACGGUCCACAGCUCCUUCAAAGGACCCAUCCAGAAUCUCGACUCACGACCUCCAGCCUGGCAGAGAGCCAUUUUGCUGGACAUCACUGUUGUGAUGAGUUGGAAAGCUGCUUCGAGCAAGCUAAAAAAGCCCUGGCUCACAAUAACCCAUCAGAUCUGGAUCACAUGGAGCUCAAGAUCACCUGUGGAGAGCUGCACCUCACAUACAGUACCCAUCAGCCCCUGCACACCCUCCACAUCCAGCCACGCCGUAGAGUUUUCUUGGGCAAAACGCUGUCACUAGAGAAGAUCCUAGAGACAAAGAUGCACCUGGAGAAAAGCGGUGAGAUGAAGAAAGACCUGCUCACGUGUUUUCAGUUCUUGCUGCAGCAUUCUAACCAGUAUAAAGAGGAGAAUACACAGAUAAUUCUCCAUGGUAAUGGGGAGAUGCUGGAGUUUGUCACUGGAAGAAAAGAUAACCAUACAACCAAGCACUUCAUCUUCACCGAUGCCCAGAACAAAGCUCACAGCCAGCGGGUGCUAGUUAUGGGAAUAUGAUUAGGAAUCAUGGAACAGCUGCUUUCAUCUCAGUUAUACAGGAGAACACCAGGCAUAUUAGGUUAUUAAUCAGGUUAUGAAGGAUGUGGAACUAAAAUUGCAUAAGUUAUACUAACAUUAAUAAUUGUAUGCAUUUGGGACUGUGGUUAUUACUUCCCAUGCUAGAUGGCAGAUUUUCUUCAAUAGAGAGACAGUAUAAUCCUAAUCUCAAUUGUAAAUUGGUGUGUGUGUUUUCAUUUAUUGUUUGACAGAUACAGUAUUUUAAACAUUAAAUAAAGUGCAAUACAGCUCUAUGUGUAUAUGUUUCUUAAAAUUAUUUUGUCGUCAUUCCUGUUCUGUUUCUUCUAUUUCUCCCUGCCUACAAAAUUAAACAU
Carassius carassius (crucian carp) is the source of this 1371-nucleotide messenger RNA. RefSeq lists its product as uncharacterized. Bases 197 to 997 code for a protein of 266 amino acids. The transcript has 3 exons. The record is from RefSeq and is a predicted model, not a curated record. NCBI's taxonomy places the organism in Eukaryota, Metazoa, Chordata, Actinopteri, Cypriniformes, Cyprinidae.